Centruroides sculpturatus (bark scorpion) is the source of this 1209-nucleotide messenger RNA. RefSeq lists its product as uncharacterized. The transcript has 6 exons. The record is from RefSeq and is a predicted model, not a curated record. Bases 163 to 837 code for a protein of 224 amino acids. NCBI's taxonomy places the organism in Eukaryota, Metazoa, Arthropoda, Arachnida, Scorpiones, Buthidae.
UAAAUUGAUAUCUAUUCAUACUCGUUGUAGGAAAGUAACACUAUCGAUUGUUUAUUAUAAUGUGCGAAAGAAAAUAAAUUUUUGUGUUGAGCUUACCUUUCUCGUUUAUAAAAUUAAACUUGCGUAUUUUAAGUUUGAAAAAAACCUAUUAAAAAAUAAAGAAUGAGGCCAAUAAACAAAAGGAAUAAAUAUAAAAAUAUUGGCAACAGAAGUAUUUUAAAUAAACCUAAUACAGAAAGAAUGAAAGAUGCAAGACAAAUUUUGAAAUUAAAAAGAAGUAAACAACAAAUGAAAAAUUUUUAUUCUAUUAAUACUAAAACAAAUUUUAAUAGGAAACAAUUCAAACCAAUUAAUUUUGAAAGAAUAGUAUCACCAGGAAAACAAGUGCUGAUAAAAAAAGGAAUGAUAACAGUGACUUCUGAACAGAAACCAGUUAGUACUUGUACUAGUACUAGUACUAGUAAUAGUGAGGUAACGAGUGCAGAAAAAUUUGUAUUCCUCGACAGAAAUGGAAUUACUGUUAUGAAACGUAAUUCUAUGCCAACAUCGAAAGUCUCUUCAGUGAGUCAUAUAUCGCAGACAGAUAAUGAUAUUUCCUAUGCUGAUGACGAUGAUUUAGAAAAAAUGACUCUGGAUGAUUUACCCGAAGCAAACAAAUUAAAGACAAUCACCUCUAAUUUUCAAGAUAAUUUUAAUUCUUUGCAAUCAUGGAGUAAUUCACCUGCAACUUCCAGAGUGCUGCAAAAUCACUCUGAUUCGACAAAUGGUUAUAAUAUUUUAGUUACAAAUCUUCACAGAGAAGUAAACAAAACGGAUAUAGUUGUAAGUAAUUCUUAAAUAUUUAUUAGUUUGAUAAUAUUUUCAAACUGAACUUUUAAUCAUUAGGUGAAAGCAGAGUAAUGCCAAACAUUCUUUUUUUUGGAUACUAAUAAUAGAUAACAACAUUUCAGUCUUAUCUUGUAUAUCUGUUUUACGAUGGCUGUUACUAGUACUUGUGUUGCUGAAGUAAUUUAAAUUUUGAAGAGGAUGUAUUAAGAAAAAUUACUAUGAAUUGAAUUUCUAAUGACAGAGUGUAAAGUACUAUAUUAUUUUUCCACCUUUUCCAACGAUUAUUGACACAAUUGUGUGCCAGAAAUAGCCAUUACUUAACGAGUACUUUACGCGGAUUCGUGUUAAUGUGCCAGGCCUGGACUUUAAGCGUGCACCGAA